CGCCGCGCUGGCGGGGCCGGAGAGGGCAGGCGGCGCGGGAAGGCGGCUCUGCCAGCAUGGACGGGCCAUGUGUAUCCUAAGGAAUAACAGCAGCUGCUGCGCCCACGAUGGGGAGCAGAGGAGUGCGCGGAGGAGAGGGCUCGCUGGGGCAGCACUCGAAAGGAGUGAAUGAGAUGAACUGUUUGGGUUAUAGUAUCUGAAAGGCUAAAUUAUUCUCUUGGAGAGACGUUCUAAAUGAGCCUGACCGAGAUCCUGGAUCUGUGUGAAGAGGACUAAGGAUAUAGGAUGUCAACUGAGACAGAACUUCAAGUGGCUGUUAAAACCAGCACAAAGAAAGACUCCAAAAAGAAAGGUCAGGAUCGCAGCGAAGCCACUCUGAUCAGGAGGUUCAAGGGGGACGGGGUGCGCUACAAGGCCAAGCUGAUCGGGAUAGACGAGGUUGCUGCUGCCCGAGGGGACAAGUUAUGCCAGGACUCCAUGAUGAAGCUCAAGGGAAUUGUUGCUGCAGCUCGAUCGAAGGGGGAGCAUAAACAAAAAGUCUUCUUAACAGUUUCCUUUGGGGGAAUCAAAAUCUUUGAUGAAAAGACAGGGCUACUCCAGCAUCACCACGCAGUUCAUGAGAUUUCCUACAUUGCAAAGGAUAUCACAGACCACCGAGCGUUUGGAUAUGUGUGUGGAAAGGAGGGAAAUCAUAGAUUUGUGGCAAUAAAAACAGCCCAGGCAGCUGAACCUGUAAUCCUGGACUUGAGAGACCUGUUUCAGCUCAUCUAUGAACUGAAACAAAGGGAAGAACUGGAAAAAAAGGCACAAAAGGACAAACAGUGUGAGCAGGCGGUAUACCAGACAAUUUUGGAAGAAGAUGUAGAAGAUCCUGUAUACCAGUACAUUGUGUUUGAGGCUGGACACGAGCCCAUCCGUGAGCCUGAAACGGAGGAAAACAUUUAUCAGGUUCCUACCAGCCAAAAGAAGGAAGGUGUUUAUGAUGUGCCAAAAAGUCAACCUGUAAGUCUGGAGAAUGGAAACUUAUUGCUGGACAUUGAUGAAAAUCUUGUUUCAGUCACUCAGGCUGUUACCCAACUAGAGCUUUUUGGGGACAUGUCCACUCCUCCUGAUGUAACCUCUCCCCCAACUCCUGCUACUCCAGGUGAUGCCUUUAUCCCAUCUUCAUCCCAGUCACUCCCUGCUAGUACAGACAUGUUUGGUUCUGUACCUUUCAGCACUGCUGCUGUACCCUCAGGUUAUGUUGCCAUGGGAGCUGUCCUGCCCUCCUUCUGGGGCCAGCAGCCCCUUGUUCAGCAGCAGCUGGCCAUGGGUGCCCAGCCUCCAGUCGCUCAGGUGAUGCAGGGAGGACAGCCCAUCGCGUGGGGCCAGCCCGGCAUCUUUCCUCCCACCCAGCAGCCCUGGCCAUCCAUGGCUGGCCAGUUCCAGCCCACUGCCUUCAUGCCAACACAAACUGUUUUGCCUUUACAAGCAGCCAUGUUUCAAGGUACCAUUGCUCCUAUAGCCACCGUCCCGCCCACGAGCGAUUCCAACAGAUCGAGUCCGCAGACAGACCGGCCCAGGCAGAAAAUGGGAAAAGAAAUGUUCAAAGAUUUCCAGAUGGCUCAGCCUCCACCAGUGCCAUCAAGAAAACCAGAUCAGCCUUCCCUCAGUUGUACCUCAGAGGCCUUCUCAAGUUACUUUAACAAAGUUGGGAUGGCACAGGAAGCAGAUGAUUGUGAUGACUUCGACAUCUCUCAGUUAAAUUUGACUCCUGUGACUUCCACGACACCAUCUACAAAUUCACCUCCAACCCCUGCACCCAGACAGAGUUCUCCAUCAAAAUCAUCAGCAUCCCAUACGAGUGACCCUGCUGCAGAUGACCUCUUUGAAGAGGGGUUUGAAAGCCCAAGCAAAAGUGAGGAGCCAGAGGCUGAAGCAGAACCUCUCUACGCUCAGAUUAGCAGACCUAAGAAAUAGCAUUGUUACAGGCUCGUGGUGCUCCGAGACUGACCCCAACACCUGGCGGGCCCUUGGCUUUCACGCUUUUUUCCGAUUGAUUUUGUCUGGCAAAGAGAGAGAUUGCCCUCCUGGACUGGCUCUACGAGUGUUCCUGAUGUGGUUUUUUGGCAACCAGAUUCCUAUGGCAGCACAAAAACAAAAAACUCCCCCUGCUUGUCGUGCCACUAGUGCAGCCCCGUCCCCACAAGUGGUGGGUAUCCAGACUAGGAGAUCUUAUUCCUUGGGCUUCUUUUAAACAUUUGUCACCUUCUGUGUGCCACCUAUAAAUAAGGAGCAUCUGUAUUGGGUGUUAGACAUUCCUUUUUUUUUUUCUUUUCAGCAAAAAGCAGAGUCUGUAUGUAGCAGUGGCAUUAUCAUUCAGCAGCCUUUGGGGCACAAGUUGGCACUUUUUAUGUCAGGGUGACAUGUUUUUCAUCAUUAUUUACAUCAGGCUGAUCCUGACCUUUUUUUUCUCCCAUGUAAACAUAUUUAAACAACAACAAAACACUGGUUGUGUCUUUUUUUUUCCUUGUUUUUCUUUUUUUUUUUUUUAAUUUUUAUUUCUUGCUGUGUAGUUUUGUAUGAAUGACAGAUCUAACAGCGAAAUGCCUCCUGCAGAAACAAUUCCCAACUUGAAACCACAGAACACAACUCACUUGUUGAUCCAUCUUUCACUGAAAAUGUUGCCAAAUGGACCUUUAAGUUGUAGCACAUCAUGAGGAAGAAGUGCUGCUUUCUGUUGGAAUACUCAUGUUGUGGGCAGAGAAAGGACAUUGAGUCCCACUGAGGAAAGACAAAAGAGUCAGUAUUUCCUAGGAAACUCUAAACAAAGUGCAGAAAAGGAAUAUUUUUAUUUCUUCAGUAUCUUGCUGCUGUAAUGCUAUGCAGACAAGUGUUUUCUUCUCUGUGUGCCAUUUUUGAUGAAAAAAAAAAAAAAUCCUUUGCCAAAUAAUGCUGGUAUGCUUCUGGUUUAGGAGUUUGGAUGAAGCGGACUUGACAAAUGGGACAAGGACAGCAUGGAUUUUGGAAUAACAAACUGACUCUGUGAUCAAAAUUGUUCAUCUUUAUCACUUUUUGUACAUCAGAAAAAAUCAAAUGGGAUUUUUAUUUUAUAACUUGAAAAAAAAAAAUCUUACUGUUAAACUCUUUAAAUGUUUAAGGGGAAAUGGCUUUAAGGAGUUCGAAUGAAAAUUGCCAUUUUUUUUGUAAAUAUAAAUGUUAUGAAAAUUCUUUUACUAAUGCCAUUACACAGUAGAGAAGGUAGCAAGUUGCAGUGCUUGGGAGGUGUGGCAAACCCAGUUUGUGGUUCUCACAUCACAUAUGUUUUUUCACAUGCUUAACAAUAAUGGGCUGAAGCUCAAGUGCAUUUGCCAAAAGCUUGUCAGCAACUAGUGAAAUUAAUGGGAACACUUGAUUUUAUGGUCUAGCAUUAUCACACAGACAGAAUUCCACUUACAAGAGAUCACUUUCCAUUGACAUUCCUUUGAACCUCUGCAUAAAAGUCAUCCAACUGUUUACACACAGAACAAGAAGAAUUUAAAACUUUCUUUUUUUACAUUUAUGAAGCAAAAAGUGCAGUGUUUGGGUUCAUAUGUUCAGCACAUGAUUUUCAUAAAGAAUCUAUAUAUUUUUUGCCCUACAGAGAAUUGUUAUACAGGUCAAAUGUGUUUUCCUGAUGUUCCUAUGCAGUUACAGUAUAUUGAAUUUAGUGGUUUAACACUAAAAAGAAAAAAAAAAAAAAGAAGAAAAAAAUAGAAAAAAGGAAAAAAGGUUAAAGAAAUCAAAGGAUUAAUCAGUUUUUAGGGUUAUUGUGCAGAUUUUGUUUCUAAAUUGACACAUUAGGAUUUACAUUUUUGUCAUGAUUAAAAUAGGCCUGGAGUUAUAAAUGUUUUACUUUCUUUCAUCUUUAUUGUAGGCUAAAAAUGGUUUAGAAGGCAGAAUAACUGGGGUGGUGAUUGUUGGUAUGUGCGGCCAAAUCUCACAACACAAUCCCAUUCUUUUCUUUUGAAUUAGAGAAAUUCGAGAAAUGUGCAUUGCAGAGUGUGAAGGAGAAAUUAGCUGUGGAUAGACCUAAUGAACCUGCAGAGAGGAGAAUUUUAUCCCCAUCCACAGUCAUUUGAUUCUUGUUCCUUAGUCAUGUGCAAACAGCUGCAUAGCAAAUCUUAUUUUCCCAUUGGAAGAUCAGGUUUUCUAACUGGAGGAGAUAAUUUAAAACUUGGUGGAUUGAGUGUUUCAGGAUUAAAAGCAGAGGUAAAAGCAUUUCUGGAGGACAUGUCUGUCUGAAUAUUUUCCUGAUAUUUGCACAGUGGUGCUACUUUCUUCCUCGCUGGACUUUUUUUUUUUUUUUUUUUGGGUUUUGUCCUGCACAUAGAACCACAAACCCAGUUCUGGUUCAUCACAGACAUUGGAGGUUUAGUGUCACCAGAGCAUUCCCAGAGAAGAGAAGAGAUUGAUGUGUCAGAGGGUGACAUUUGUAGGAAGCAGAUCACUCAUGAAUAGAUGCCAAGGGAAUGAGGCUGGAAUUGUGGUGUCUCCUCCAUCACCACAGACCUCUGUGAAUAAAACCAGGUUGUGGAUUGUCUGUCUCAUGAUGGUCCUUUCAUGGCUGGGAUGCUGAGCUGAGAGGGCUGCAGGGCCCCUGCACUGUACCAGUAUUGUAGAUAACUCAAAUAUCCAGCUUGUGCAAUUGUUCAACCCCUCAUCCUUCACUAGCACUAAAUUUGUCACUUUAAAUUUACAAACCAGGGACCCCCACCAGCCAUCCUGUUGCCAUCCCCCCUGUAGGUUCUUGAUCUUUACCUGUCAUGAAAAGAUAUUUUGAUAGAUGGUAGCCAUCCAAGUGUCUGAUGAAACCUUUCAUCUCAAUAACCUACUGGGCACCUUCUUUGCAAAAAUGUUUACUCCGUGGUUUUCAUUCAUUUUUAUUUCUGCAUUCUGACACUUAUUUUUUUAAUAAAGAUGAGAAAGAUAAAAUGACUGUUGCAGUACAUUUCUAAAGCUACUUUAACUUUACCUCAGAUAACAACCAUUUGUUAACAUCUACGUUAUUUUUAACUUUAUGUGUAACGCAUUCAGCAACAACAGAAACAGACAGAUUUUUAGAAAUUUUCCAUUAAUUUCUGUAACACACCAUGUAAUACUGUUAUGAAUAAAAACAUUAAAAAAAAAGGUGUCAUUUCAGUAAGUUUGUUUCAUAGUUCCUCUGGGAUAAUUCUGCCAGACUUAAAAUUUUUGACAGUGGAAAUACCUGGGAAAGGAGAAAAUCCUCAGUUUGGGGAAUAAACUAAUUUUUAACACUAAGUGUUGCUUAUCUUGCAAAUGUGUAACUUGCUGAUUUUAAUUGCUGCCUCCACUUUUUUGACCUCUUUUUGGGUGUUUUAGGAUGAGCAUCCCAAACCAGGAGGUAUUUGUAUCAUCUGCAAAAUCCCACAUUCCUGGGGCAGCCCAUGCUGUGUGAUGCUCCCAAAGCUGCUUUAUCUUUGUGGCAUGAGAAGCUGAAAUUAAUUUUGCUGGCUUUUUUCAUUCAAGUGGGAUUUGAAAUGAACUAUUUGCAUUUAAACAUGACAGUUUUGAAAGCAGAACCCCUCCAAAAUUUCCAGUAACGUGCACAGAACUGAUAAUAAAGCUCAGCUGAGAAGGAACUUCCCCAUUCUCUGCCAAGAGAGUAAUGCAGUAAAAUUUAAGUGUAAGAAAUACAUGUUUUAUGUACAGGGAGAGAGAGAGAGGUGUGGAUGUGUGCACAUAUAUUUUACUGUAUUUCUACUUUUUGAUGUCUUAUGCCUUCCUCAAAAUGCCCAGUAGGUCA
Oenanthe melanoleuca is the source of this 5785-nucleotide messenger RNA. RefSeq names its product DAB adaptor protein 1 (gene DAB1). The transcript has 15 exons. NCBI's taxonomy places the organism in Eukaryota, Metazoa, Chordata, Aves, Passeriformes, Muscicapidae. The record is from RefSeq and is a predicted model, not a curated record. The coding region runs from base 286 to 1959 and encodes 557 amino acids. Gene Ontology annotation, biological process: ventral spinal cord development; lateral motor column neuron migration.